Messenger RNA from Hydra vulgaris (swiftwater hydra), 767 nucleotides. Its product is annotated as small nuclear ribonucleoprotein-associated protein B. Gene Ontology annotation, cellular component: U2 snRNP; U4/U6 x U5 tri-snRNP complex; U1 snRNP. The record is from RefSeq and is a predicted model, not a curated record. Gene Ontology annotation, molecular function: RNA binding. NCBI's taxonomy places the organism in Eukaryota, Metazoa, Cnidaria, Hydrozoa, Anthoathecata, Hydridae. Gene Ontology annotation, biological process: mRNA splicing, via spliceosome.
AACUAUUUGUGUUAAUUAGAAAAAUUAACCAUGCCACAAUUAGGAAAAAGUGCGAAAAUGCUCCAGCAUAUAAAUUAUCGAAUGCGAUGUCAACUACAAGAUGGAAGAACUUUUAUAGGAACAUUUCUAGCAUUUGAUAAACACAUGAAUUUGAUUCUUGGUGAUUGUGACGAGUUCAGAAAAAUAAAACCAAAAACCAACAAAGGAGUUGAAAAAGAAAAGGAAGAAAAGCGUGCACUAGGAUUGGUUUUACUUCGUGGUGAACAUUUAGUUUCUAUGACUGUUGAAGCACCACCAUCAAAAGAAGAUAGAAACAAAACUCCUGCUGCAAGUGCUAGUGCUGGAACUGGUGCUGGGCGAGCUGCUGGAAGAGGCAUACCUGCCCCUUCAAUGGGUGCUCCUGUUGGAUUAGCAGGGCCUGUUCGUGGGGUUGGUGGUCCAAGUCAACAAGUGAUGACACCCCAAAUGGGUGCUCCUCCUCAGCAAUAUGGAAGAGGUGGACCACCUCCUCCUGGUAUGAUGGCUGGUCCUCCACCCGGCAUGCUUCCACCAGGUCAACCGAGAUGGUAAUUAUUCUUAUUUUGUAUUUAACUGGAGUAACAUGGAUUUAAAUUAUGACUGAUUUGAGGUCCUUCAAAAUAGAUAUUGUACUUAGUUUUCAUAUUGGGUACUAGCUCAAACACAUAAAAUCAAUAGAUUAAAACUGAUAUCAGACUUUGUAAUUAAUUUUUACUUUGAUUCAAGAAAUAUAGUGAAAAGAAGUAAAA